AUGUUCCUCGAUCGACUGAAGGAAUUCUUGAAAGUAAACGGCUUCCAAGUCGCCCCCGCAGAGCUUGAGGGACACCUGGUUGUGCACCCGUACUUCCAAAUAGCGUUCGUUGUCCUCUCCCCCGAGGGGAAGGCUGCUGCUUCUGGUGCCGGUGCGGCAGGGGAGGGGAACGCAAGUGAAGAGAUCAAGAAAUGGGUCAGAGACCAGAAGGUGAGGUAUAAGUGGUUGGAGGGGGGCGUGGUAUUCGUCGACGCUAUACCGAAGAACACGAGUGGAAAAAUCUUGCGCCGCUUGUUGCGCGAUCAGGCGAAGGAGAUUGUACAAGCGAGGAAAAAGGGAAUGGUCGUGCUCGCCAAGCUCUGA
Molecule: messenger RNA, 363 nt
Organism: Dacryopinax primogenitus
Lineage: Eukaryota; Fungi; Basidiomycota; Dacrymycetes; Dacrymycetales; Dacrymycetaceae
Product: acetyl-CoA synthetase-like protein
Exons: 4
Coding region: 1-363 (120 amino acids)
Molecular function (GO): CoA-ligase activity
Source: RefSeq, a predicted model, not a curated record